Molecule: messenger RNA, 1419 nt
Organism: Musa acuminata AAA Group (dessert banana)
Lineage: Eukaryota; Viridiplantae; Streptophyta; Magnoliopsida; Zingiberales; Musaceae
Product: peroxisome biogenesis protein 22
Exons: 9
Coding region: 159-1010 (283 amino acids)
Biological process (GO): peroxisome organization
Source: RefSeq, a predicted model, not a curated record
CGUUUACUCGCCUGACUUAAAAAGACUAGACUACCCCUCCGUCCAAGGAACCUUCCGAUCUAUAGGACUUGCUUGAGGCAGAUCGGGGCCGGUAAUGGCCGAUUCGAGGACUCUAGGGUUCAUCUGAGUUCAAGGAGUCGGAGGCGAGACCUCAAUCCAUGGCGGAAUCGACCUCCCAGUCCUCGGACCCGGCGAAGGGGGAGGAGCUCCGGGAUCUGGUGCAGCGGUUCAUGGCGUCGCUCGCGGAGUUCUCCCGGCGCCUCCCCUUUGAUGUCGAUCUCCAGAAACUUUGUUCUAUCACAACACUCGCUGCUCUUGCUAUUACACUAGCUUUUGCAUGGAAGCUUUUGAGAACACCCCCAGAGCAACAACGAAGGCAACGCAGACGACCCUCCUCAUCACCUAAUCUUUCUAUUAACAACUUACAUUCUGAUACAAGCCUGCGAUCCUCUGAAGUUUGCUCUUCGUCUGGAGAUUCAAGAGCACAAUGUGCAGUGAAUGAGUUCUUCCAGCCACUAGAGCUAGCUCUGGAGCAGCUUGUGAGGCGUAAGUUGAAUGAGGGACGAAAGGUAACAUGCCGGUUACUCGGUGUAGUUCUUGAUGAAACAACUCCAGAGGAGCUCCAGAAACAAGCAACAGUAAGGUCAUCCGUGCUGGAAGUGCUUUUGCAGAUCGCAAAAUUUUGUGAUGUUUAUCUCAUGGAAAGAGUUCUUGAUGAUGAAAGUGGGGAAAGGGUUCUUUCAGCACUAGAUGAUUCUGGGGUCUUCACAGCUGGUGGUUUGAUAAGAGAUAAGGUUCUUUUCUGUGGCACUGAGAAUGGGCGCAUAUCUUUUGUUCGGCAAUUGGAACCUGAUUGGCAUGUUGAUACAAAUGCUGAAAUUAUACACCAAUUAACUAGGUUCAUUAAGUAUCUACUUCAUGUUACACCGGACAGACCACAAAAUACUGCUUCUAAUGUGUUCAUUUCGACAAGUUUGGAGCAGUUCUUUGGUGAUCUAGAUCAAAGAUAAGAUCAUUAUUCUGUGGCCUUAUGCUGUUGUCAAUUGCUACCUCGUGGAUGUUAUAUUUGGAAGCUGCAGGUUGUUUAUCAGGUUUUAUUGACUGUUCUGUGCAGAUGAAAGCCCCCAUCAGGUUCUGUACUUGUUUAAUGCUAUUGUGGAGCUGCAUGUUGUUCAAGAUUGUCCAUUGAAUGCAGGGCUUAAUUUUCUUCAAUGAUUUAGCUAAUGUUGGAUGUCAUAAAGGGUGUAAAUAUAGACAUGAGAAUGAUACUUUGUGGCCUCAUAUCCAUCUAUAUUUGUAAGAGUUCUCCACCCAUGACUUUCCAUGUCCUGCAAGUUACUAACGAGGAUGUUUUUUAAACAAUGUUGCCAAUCCAUAUUGAUGCACUUGUUUAUGUAUCAUAGUUGCAACAUUUGAGAA